GCUGUGGUGGGGGGGGUACUCGGCUCGCGGCUGUCGGCGCAUCCCGAGCUGAGCUCCAGACCCCGAGUCCCGAGCCCCGAGUCCGAGCCGGAACUUCAGCCGCCGCCACCGCUGCCGCCCGGCCCGCGAUGUCAGCGGCCUGAGCGAGGAGAGGAGGAGAGCGGACACCGAGGUCCAGCUUCGCCCUGCCCUGCCCUGCCCUGCCCGCCCUCCUCGUUCUCCUGCCCGCACCCCCCGGGCCCCUGCCCCCGGCCGCCAUGUGUUCCAGCCUCUGGUUCCUGACGGACCGGAGGAUCCGCGAGGACUACCCGCAGGUGCAGAUCCUGCGCGCCCUCCGGCAGCGCUGCUCCGAGCAGGACGUGCACUUCAGAGCCGUGCUCAUGGACCAGAUCGCCGUCACCGUCGUCGGCGGCCACCUCGGCCUGCAGGUGAACCAGAAGGCUCUGACUACAUUCCCAGAUGUGGUGCUCGUGCGGGUGCCCACGCCUUCUGUUCAGUCAGACAGUGACAUCACUGUCUUGAGACACUUGGAGAAACUAGGCUGCCGCCUGGUCAACCGCCCCCAGAGCAUUUUGAACUGCAUCAACAAGUUUUGGACAUUCCAAGAGCUGGCUGGGCACGGGGUCCCCAUGCCAGACACGUUUUCCUAUGGUGGUCAUGAAGACUUUGCCAAGAUGAUUGAUGAAGCUGAGCCCCUGGGGUACCCUGUGGUGGUGAAGAGUACUCGAGGACAUCGAGGAAAAGCAGUUUUCCUUGCAAGAGAUAAACACCAUUUAUCAGACAUCUGCCACCUGGUCCGUCACGACGUGCCCUACCUGUUCCAGAAAUACGUGAAGGAAUCUCACGGAAAGGAUAUCCGCGUGGUGGUGGUGGGUGGCAAUGUCAUCGGCUCCAUGCUUCGCUGCUCCACGGAUGGGAGGAUGCAGAGCAACUGUUCCCUAGGUGGUGUGGGUGUCAUGUGUCCGCUCACCGAGCAAGGCAAACAGCUGGCCAUUCAGGUGUCCAACAUCUUGGGCAUGGAUUUCUGUGGCAUCGACCUCCUCAUCAUGGAUGAUGGCUCCUUUGUGGUGUGUGAGGCAAAUGCCAACGUGGGCUUUGUUGCAUUUGACCAGGCGUGCAACCUGGAUGUGGGCGGGAUCAUCGCCGAUUACACCAUGUCCCUACUCCCCAGCAGGCUGACCGGGAAGAUGGCCCUUCUCCCAGGGGUAUCUAGCGCCAGUGAGAAGAGUGAGCCUGAAGGAUGUGCCUCUGCCCAGGCUGGCCCAGAAAACAUUUAUAUCACCAAUGGCGGCUCUACGUCCAGUGAGAGUGAAGCAGAGCUGGGAGAAAUCAGGGAUUCUUUGGCAAACACGGCCAGGCCCCAACCCCCUUCACUGCCAGGCCCCAGCUACAAUAUUAACAACAUGAUUGCCUCGGAAUUAAAACUUAAAUGAAUUCAGCUUUUGAAUAUAAUUUAAACCAAAUCCUGCUGCUUCCCUGAUAGUUUUGAAUGAAUAAGAUCUUGACUAAUGUGUGUUCAUUUGCACAGAAAAUAGGAAUCCCAUCUGGGCACCUACUCACUUUACAGUAUUCUUUCUAAUGACGAUUUAAGAAAAUUGCUUGGCUUUGUGGUUUGUACAAAGACUAAUCUUAAGAACGCUCACUGAGAAUAACAUCCCAGCUGAUGAAGUGGAGCUUGGUGCCUGUGUUAUGGACACUUGGCUAUUAAGUGUUAGCAGCCGACUGCCAGGCAUUUGAAUCUCUAUGCCGCUGUAGUCUGCAUGUUUCCAUCUCUCAACAACAGAGCCCAGUCAUUCAGAGCCGCUCGUAGAGAGAAUAUUUGAAAGCUUCCAAGAGAUGAGGGCAAUCGCCAGCCGGGAGCCAUGGAACCCAGAUGCAAUAAUGAGCUCUCUUCUGUUAAUGGCCAUUCAACAUUUAGAAGACACGUGCUUCCAACACCGUGAUAGAGAACCCAUCCCUGCUUCCCACCGAUCAACAUCUUGGCUUCAUUGUGACCUGCUUCUCUGUCACUCAGGAUGCAGUGAUUUGGGAACAUCUCUGUUAGCACUUUCAAAGGCAGCCCUUUGUAGAAAGUGGAAUCGGAUCUGUUCUGGGCCUCAUCUCCAGGAGGGCAAGGGAACGCAAGCUGAUCCACAAAUCGAGCCCAUCUUAACGCAGUGCUUCCUCGGCUCCAUCACACAAUGGGAAGAUGUGCUUUAGCAGGUUCCCUGGCCCUAAGCUGCCUCUACCAAUCUAUUCUUCCUCUUCUCUCUUUCCGCUGCCUUUUGGUUUUAGUUGGAUGUACCAUUUCAUUGAGCCAGGAGACACAUGCUUUCUUUCCUUCAGGGGGUCCUCAACCCUUCCCAGAUCUCGGAUUUCUCUCCAGUGGUUCUCUGGAAUUGUGUGUAUUAAGCAAAAUCACUUAGAGGGAUAACAUAUCCGGUGCCUGGAGAAUAAGCAUCACUCCUCUGUGUUGAAGGAUCUAUAAUUUGGUGUGGUGUGGGUGAGCUGCAGGUGUGCCCGUUGGGCUUGGUAAUCCUGUAGGUUUGGCUUUGUGGAAUUAUAACAGGGCAAAGCAAUUGGAAACGCAUCAUCCCUGUGGGACAUUGUAGAGCCCAGCCAUCUGAAUGUGUGUCCUCUUUGAAAUGAGGGAGGAUCACCCUUUAGGAAUCACUACAUAUCCUGGUUUUCCUUUUGUUUUCUGGCUAACAUAGGCAUCCCCUAAGUGCUUUUCAUUCCAGCUGUCUGUUCGGUAGUCGAUGAACCUCUCCCUGGGAAGGAGUUAUUGAGAUGUAGAUUUGAAACUCUGAUGAUAUAGGAGAUAGUUUUCAAAUAGUGACACUUUAGGAAAAAAAUUUAAAACCACAUACCACAAUUCCCACAUCCAAGUGAGUGUGGUCCCCUUCAAAGCCUUACCUUAGGAGGCCAUACCUUUAUUCCUGCAAAGCUUUGAUUAGAUCCAAUUUAUAAAUCCCAAAAGAAAACCAGUGGUGGGAGCUCACACGUUAUCCCCAGCCUUAGUUGAAGAUUUCUAGAAAUCAGAAUUAGCUCCCAGUCAUUGGGGAGACAAAAAUGGCAUCACAGACACUGAAGUCCAUUCCCAAAGAUGAAAGGGGGGAGGGAGCGGGGAGAAUGACUUGAGCAGCGACAGUUUUGGUGGAACAAAUCUACAGCCUUCCAAUGGGGAUUGCUUUGGGGAGAACCACACCCACUUGGAUAUACAGGAUUUGGUCUGACUAAAGAAACCGUUCACAUCUGACACCUCAUGCUAAUUUCACAUAACUGACUGUAAAAAUGUGUAUAAGAUAACAGUACAGCAACUUUCCACAACAUAUUUUAAAAUAGGACUUGUCUAAGAGCACCAUGACUAAAAACAGUUCCAUAAUUUGGGAGAGCUGGACACUAACUUUGGUUCUGCUGAUCACUUUCCCUUAAUCGAAAUUGACCUAAGUCACAUGUUCUCUAUGUCUCCGGAGCUGUGUAGAGGAAUCUCAACAUGCACAGGAGGUAUUUUAUACCUACCUCAAUGUAGCUCAGAUAUCACCGAACAAUGUAUUUGUGACUAUGUGUCUGAUUAAGUUUGGGGGUGGGAAUGAAUGUACUUCACUUUCAUGUGGUUUGUGACACCUUUUUCCCCACUCGGGGGAGAUUAGGCAGUAUAUGAGUUUGCUUCUGUCUUCACUGAAGUUGACUAAAUGCUUUCUUUGUGUCUGAACAUCUGCCGGAGCCAAGUGAAGCCCUUGUGGAAAUUGCAUUUGUUCUUUAGUUACUUAAGAAUCUGCCCCCAUACACACACACCCACACACCAGGGUACUUUUCUGGGCACAGGGGAGACAAAGCCCUCCUUCCUAGGCUCUCCUGCCUCAAAAGAUCCUUCCCUAGCUCUAAACUAUGCCAUUAGAGCAUCCCUAGGCCAGGAGCAGCCACAGCAAGACACAGGGGUGAGGAGUAGAAUCUCUGCUUGCUUAUGUCCACCGGCAUUGCCUGAAUCAUGCUCUGGCCCCUCCACUCCCUGCCUCUGCCCUUAAAAUCCCCUGGCAGCACCCUGUGUGACUCAGUAGGAAAAAACCCUGUGUUUGAGGUUGGACAAACUAGUUUGCUUCAGGUUCUACAUUAGUCAUUGAUUAGCUGAAUGACCUUGGGCAAGUCACUUAAACCUUAUACCUCACUUUUUCCAUCAGCAAAAUGGGGGGAAAUACCCCACCCUCCCUACCUCACAGGAUUGCUGUGAGGGGAAAAGCAGUUGCUAGAAGUGAACCAUAAUUUGAAAAUUGCAUUGCCAAGAGGUGGGAUGAGGAAAGAGCAUGUCUUCUUCCUUCUGUGACUACAUGAUGGGACUCCCCAACACCCAUCCCCCUUCAGGAACUUCAGGAGGAAAGAGGCCAAUAGGUAUCUAUUUUUGCAUCCUGGGCAGCAUGAGAAUGCAACUUCUCAGCACCUUCAGUUCCAGCCUGGAAAGCCUGCAGGGACCAUCUGAGUAUGACAAACAACAGCCUUUCAGCCAAAUUGUCUAGAAGCCGGGACACUUGAUUCCCUUGUUCUUCCAAUGAAGGAUGUCUUCCCUGUAUAAUAUACAUGCACAUCUCUAUAUAAUGCCUCCUUUUAUUUGGUAGGAACAUCUUGAAACUGGUGAAAACUUGAAUGCCACUAGCUGAGUCGCUGUGAAUAUAUUUUCCUAUGCGCUGAUGAAAAAAAAUUCCUUGUAUCUGGAUAUCUGUGUGUGUUAGGGCUUGCAAAGGUAGCUGGAACUCUGUUUUUUUAGUUUUAGGUUUUUGAGAAGUCUGAUAAGCAAUACAAGUGAGCCCUAAGCGAUAUGGGGGCCACACACUCAGACCCUCUCAGCCAGCUAUGCGAGAAUCCCAUAACAAGGAGAUUACCCCCCUGCAAAAGAAUGAAUUUGUUAAAGGGAGCAUUUGAAAGAAAUGUGGCUAAGGAGUAUAGGUAUUGUUUCUCUUGGAAAAUAAGGAUGUGGAAUGAUGUGUCAUUUUAAUGGGAGAAAUAACUAUGUGAAGUGGUGUCUAUCAUUUCAAUGAGAGAAUAAGGAAGGAGAAUGGCAAUCCUUUUAGCUAAAUGCACUCAGAGGUAAGAGGAAUAAAUAGGGGCUCAUUCCUUCAUUUCAAGGACUGGUUAACUAAGGUUUUAGAACCCCUCCUCAUCCCCCCAUGCAUAUCACAGAUGAAACUAAUCAACUUGACUAAGAAUUCUAGUUAUUUCAAUACCUCAUAUACUUGUAUUAGGUAAAAAAGGGCAGAAUACCUUCCCCUUGUAAGCCCCCAAACCUUGGACACCCAUGGCUAGCUGAAACUGAGCAGAAGGUUAUCAAUAGUAACCUUGGCCAAAUUGGUAGUCAAAUCAUCCCCAACUGCUACUGUGGGAUUAUUCCUAGGAUGUGCAGGUGUGUUGACCAGCUGUCUUUACUACCCUGGCACCUAUUGGAGCAUCCUUUGAUUUUGGACUGCAAGCCACUCUUGCCAGAGCCUUGCACUGGUUUGGGAUCUGCCUGUUAAAAAGACUGGUCCAGACCACUGUUUUAUUAAAUGGUAAUCUGCUUCAGUGGAUAGAGCACCAGGCUGGAAAUCAGAAGAACCAAGGUCUGACUCUGGUUUUUCUGCUGACUUGAACAUGUUGCUUCACCUUCUGAGCCUCAGCUUCUUCAUUUGUAAAAAGUAAAGAGCGUGGACUAAAGGAUCCCUUUCAGCUCUAAUAUUGUGACUUCACGAUCAUCUUGCUGCAGUUCCUAGUUUCCAGUCUCUGCAGUCAGUAGCUGCGUACAAAUUGUUUCAGAGCUCCCCAUCACAGGAAGUCUUUCCGGGUUGAGGCUGGAUGUCUACUUGUGAGAAAUAUAGUAGGGAUUCCUGUGCAGAUGAGUUGAACUAAAUAAUCUUCGAGAUCCUUUCCAGCUCAGACGCUAAGAUUCUAUUAACUCAAAUAGAAAUGAACAGAACUAGCAUCUUAGCUAGUCCCAUCUCCUCUCCAAUCUUUAGUUUCUUCAUCUACCAUGUUGUUGUUCAUUCAUUUCUGACUCUUUGUGACCCCAUUUGGGGUUUUCUUGGCAGAGAUACUAGUUUGUCAUUUCCUUCUCCAGCUCAUUUUACAUAUUAGAAAGCUGAGGCAAAUGGGGUUAAGUGACUUGCCCAGGGUCACACAGCUAGGAAAUGUCUAAGGCCAAACUGGAACUCAGGAAGAUGAGUCGUCCUGACUCUAGGGCUGUCACUCUGUGGACUAUGGCACCCCCUAACUGCCCUACCAGGGGCUUUUGACUAGGUGAGCUCUGACAUUCUGUGAUAGAGAGCUUUAUUUGGUUACAAAACACUCUCCUUCCAUUUUCUUGAGACUCACGGCAUAGUUUAAAAAUUAUCCCCAUUUGGCAGCUAGGUGGCCCAGUGGAUAAAGCACUGGCCCUGGAUUCAGGAGGACCUGAGUUCAAAUCUGACCUCAGACACUUAACACUUACUAGCUGUGUGACCCUGGGCAAGUCACUUAACCCCAAUUGCCUCACUUAAAAAAAACUAUCCCCAUUUUAUAAAUGAGGAAACCAGCUGAGUAAUUAACUCGACCAGUCAUACAGAUCACUAACAGGCAAAGCGAAGACUCAAAGCCAAGUCUUCUGACCCCAAGUUUGGAGAUUCUGCUCUUUCCACCACAUACUAUUAUCUCUGAACUAUCUGGGAUCAGUGUAAAGAGGCUCCCUCCUGGCCUCUGGGCCCAGAGGAAGGUACCGGCAGGAUAGCAAAAUGUCAGUUGGGCUUGCUUCGGUGGAAGGAGAGAGAGGGAAGAAAAGGGCUUUUUGAGGAAUCCAGGCUGACCCAGCAGGAAAGAGGAGAGAUAGUGGUGGUGGUGGUAGACUAAGAACAAACAGUCAAACCACUGUGAAGUGCCCCCUUUGUUCAUGGCACAGUGGUAAGGAUUGAAGAAACAAAAACUAUACAACAAAACUGUUGGGGCUUACACUCUACUUGACUUCUACUUCCCUAAGCUGUUUAAGAGUAGAAAAGAGGCUGACCAACAACCUGACCUGGAGUUAUGUGGCACCUAAUUUAUUUUGGAGUUUCCUGUGUUAUGAUUUGUUGAUUUGGGGUUAAAUUUAAAUGGGAAAUACCAUAAUCUCAAACGUGUAAAGUGGAUGAUGGAAUAGGGGAAUCCCAAGCUGGUCUUAAAUUUAAUUCUACAAACAGGUAAAAUGUGUACCAUACCCAAGGACCUUUACUUGAAGGGGGUGGGGGGGUAAUGAUGAUAAUUACAAUACAGUUUCUCCUCACAAGGAUCAUACAGUAGAAUGGGAGCUGAGGGUAGGAGGUAGGUUGGAAAGAAAGGGACCAGGAAACAAUUCUGAUACAAGGGAGUGUGAGAUAAAUGCAAUGGAGAGAGCCAAAGAGGAAAAAUUUGAGAGGCUAGGAGAAAAGGGUUUUUUUUGUUUGUUUUUUUAAGAUGUGGCAUCUGAGUUGGUCCUCCAAAGCAGGGAGGAUUUCAGUAAGCAAGUCUAUUCCAGGCAUGUUCUGUGUCAGCAAAGACAGAAUGCCUGGAAUGUACCCCUCCUCACUUCCACUUCUCAGAAUCUCUGGUUUCCUUCAACUCCUAGCUCAACUCACCUACAUGAAACUUUUCUUGAUGCCCCUAGCUAUGAGUUUCACCUUUCCCCAUCUGCUUUUUAUUCAUUUUGUAUAUAGUUGGAAUAUAUUUACAUAUUGGAAGCCCACCGUACUACAUAAGUACAUCUCCCUCAUUGACAUUUAAGAUCUUAGAAAGCAGAGACUUUCUCAGUGUCUGGACAUAAUAGACACUUCAUAAUUAAUUGAAUGAGAACAAGGUGCGGAGGCCUAGUCUGGAAUAUGUAUGUGAAAGGGAAUAUUGUAGACAUCAAAUUCAGUGUUGGUGGGUAAUGGGGAACCACCAAAGACCUUAGGUAGAAGGUAACAUAGAUGCAUUCAGGUGCAUGCCAUAUUUAAAAAUAGUAAUAAUAUAGGAUAAUGCCCUAUCAUACCCCUAUAUACCUGGGUGAGGAUUUCCUAAGGGAUGGAGAGCCUUGGGUCUGGUUUAUGGGCUCCUAUUGGUGAAAGGUGGUCAAGGGGGGUGGGUGAUGGGGGGAGGAGAUGGACUUAGUUGACCCAGGAACACGUAUGUAGGAAUGCUGUUGGGCUAGAAGGUAGCAACAGUAGGAGACUUUGAGGAUUGUGGCAGAUUAAAGGUGCCACUGGAGUUUCUGCUUAGCCUUGAGAUUGUUUUUUGGCCCUUCCUGAGUUCCAAGGCUGGCCAGUUAUGGGGUUGAGGGGAGGGUCCAUGGACACACUUGUGAGAGACUCAGUUAUGUGGGCAUGUAGCAGAUUGGUCAGUAUUCCCUCCUUUCCUUUCUCUUUCCCAAUCUGGUGUCAGUUUCCCCUGGGUAUUUAUGGCACAGGGAAUUGGCAGGGCUGAGGGGAUUUCCCAGUGAGCAGUACAAUUGUGACAUCUUGUGUUCUGAUGCUCGCUAGAAUCAAAUUGACUCGGUGGAAUAGGCAUGGCUCUGAUUCAUCAGUUACAUGUUCACUGAGAUUAUGAUUAUAAAGAUAACGAACUUUUGAGAAUUUAGCAGGGCAAUUUUUGUUCUUCAAAGAAAAGCAUAAAAUUGUUGCAUAGAUAAGUUAACUGAUUCCCUUCAUUCUGUUUUGUUUUGUUUUGUUUUGUUUUUUGGUGAGGCAAUUGGGGCUAAGUGACUUGUCCAGGGUCACACAGCUAGUAAGUGUCAAGUGUCUGAGUCUGAAUUUGAACUCAGGUCCUCCUGACUCCAGGGCCAGUGCUCUAUCCACUGUGCCACCUAGCUGCCCCAAUUCCCUUCACUCUUGAUCAUCUACACAAUUCUAAUUCUGGACCAGUAGUCUUAAAACCCUGUCCCUUCCCAUUGAUCAGAGACCAGACCAUGACCAGAGAAAGUCAACCACUCUUUUCAUGACUCUUAGUCAAGUCCAAUUCAUAAAGUAGAUCUGUCAUCCAGAGUCAUAGUGUUUUCCGUAACUAAAUACUCUCAACGUCAGGAGCCCCACAUCUUGGUCUUGACUCUGCCAUUAACUGUAACUUUAGGCAAGUCACGCCACCUUAAUGAGCUUCAGUUUUCCUUUCUGUAAAAUCAUGGGACGGUACUAGAUAGUCUCUUAGGUUCCCUUCAGCUUUGACAUUCGAUGGCUGUGGUUUUAAAUUAUCUUCUGGUUUGGAUUGCCCACUCCUUUGCCAUCACCUUCCUUUCCCUUCUGGGAACUCAGCUUAUGUGAGGGAAGUUCCCUAUUCCACCUUCUAACCCAGAGACAAGAGGAUGAGAUGAGGAAAGCUGGGAAAGUACUGCUAGAGGCCUUGGGGAAAGUAUCUCAGGAUCGCUUAGGUAUAACUCUGGCCAAUCUCAAGCACAAGGUCCUAAUUCUAGUUUAGUGAACCUGCCUUGUGCUUAUUCCAUCCAUGUUUGUUAUGACUUAAGAACCAGGGAGAAAGGAAUGGAUGCGAAGAAGGAAGGGAUAGAGAAUACAGCAGGAAAAUCUCCAUUCUGUCUAGUUGGAUGCCAAAUGGGUGCUCAGGCUCUUUUAUUUUAGAAGAAGGCAUUAUAGGGGCAGCUAGGUAGUGCAGUGGAUAGAGCAGUGGCCCUGGAGUCAGGAGGACAUGAGUUCAAAUCCGGCCUCAGACACUUAAUACUUACUAGCUGUGUGACCCUGGGCAAGUCACUUAACCCCAAUUGCCUCACCAAAAAAAAAAAAAAAAGAAGAAGAAGAAGAAGGCAUUCUAGUAUUCACAAGAAGGGAGAGCUGAGGCCCUUGGGAUGAACAAUCAGUCAUCAUAUUUUCCAUGUUGCAAACCCAAGAGAUUAUUCGAGAUCCCUUUCUAAGUCCCUGUACUGCUGGAGGCAGGAAGCCAUUUGUUGGGCAGUGACCAGGUGUUCUCUGGGGCUUUUCAAGUCCUGAAUGACCAUGCCUGUGGCCCCCAAAUUUAAGGUGCCCAUUGAACUGAAUAUGAUUAGGCAUACAUUAAGCUCAGACUCUCAGGAAAGCAGCACACAAGGCCAAUUUGGCAGAGGCAUGUGUUCUAGUCCAUUAUGCAAUUUUUAUAUAUGCAACUUGAAGCAAAGAAUCACACUGGAAACUCAUGUGCUUCCCUGCCUGUUUCUGAAAACUAUGGGUUUUUCAUAUCCGAGGGAAAUCUUAGUUUUGAAUCUCAGUUUCUGAACCUGAGAAAAGCAACUUGAAGAGUCCAACCUCAAGGCUAUACUACAGUUGAGUUCUCCUUAGGAAAGUUGAGUUUUUGCUUUUGAAAUAGAAGCUUGAGGAAUACGUUUUACCUGGGCACUAGAAUAUCUAAUUUCCAAAUGGCUUAUGCGACAAUGACUUGGUUAACUUCCUUGCAGAGAUCAGUUACAAAUGGCUUGUUUUUUGUUGCUUUUUAUUAAAACCACUGCUAUGAAACACAA
Dromiciops gliroides (monito del monte) is the source of this 10402-nucleotide messenger RNA. RefSeq names its product ribosomal modification protein rimK like family member A (gene RIMKLA). NCBI's taxonomy places the organism in Eukaryota, Metazoa, Chordata, Mammalia, Microbiotheria, Microbiotheriidae. The transcript is spliced from 5 exons. The coding region runs from base 258 to 1433 and encodes 391 amino acids. Gene Ontology annotation, biological process: protein modification process. Gene Ontology annotation, cellular component: cytoplasm. The record is from RefSeq and is a predicted model, not a curated record. Gene Ontology annotation, molecular function: metal ion binding; ligase activity, forming carbon-nitrogen bonds; ATP binding.